This is a messenger RNA of Bufo bufo (common toad), 668 nucleotides long. Its product is annotated as gastrula zinc finger protein XlCGF9.1-like. Bases 85 to 663 code for a protein of 192 amino acids. Gene Ontology annotation, biological process: regulation of transcription by RNA polymerase II. Gene Ontology annotation, molecular function: RNA polymerase II cis-regulatory region sequence-specific DNA binding; DNA-binding transcription factor activity, RNA polymerase II-specific. The record is from RefSeq and is a predicted model, not a curated record. The transcript has 2 exons. Lineage: Eukaryota; Metazoa; Chordata; Amphibia; Anura; Bufonidae.
CCCCCGUGUAAGAGGGAGGUGGAGGAGGACAUUCCAGGAGAUGUCACCACAGGAAAUCCCAGUAAGAAUUCUGAAGAAAACGUCAUGUUAUCACUAAAUUAUAAAGAAGAAGAUGAAGAUAUGCAGCGCUCUUCAGGAGAAAACUGCAUUACCUGUAAUGUACAUCCAGGACCUCACAGUACAGAUCCAUCAUAUAAUCCUCCUAAUCAUGAGGAACCUUCUUCUGACCAAUCACAGAUUGGUACCACAAGUAAUGGGCAGAAAGGAGGUAAAAGGUUUACAAGAAGCGCAGGUCUUUUUAGACACAGAAAAAUUCACACAGGAGAGAAGCCGCAUUCAUGUUCAGAAUGUGGGAAAUGUUUUAGCCAGAAAUCCGAUCUUGUUAAACACGAGAGAGUUCACACAGGAGAGAAGCCAUAUUCAUGUUCUGUAUGUGGGAAAUGCUUUACAGUUAAAUCAAAUCUUGUCAAACAUGAGAAAAUUCACACAGGAGAAAAGCCAUAUUCAUGUUCAGAAUGUGGGAAAAGUUUCAUAGAACAAGCAAAACUUCGUUAUCAUCUGAGAAUUCACACAGGAGAGAAGCCGUAUUCAUGUUCAAUAUGUGGGAAAUGUUUUACACAUAAAUCUGUUCUUGAUAGACAUAAAAAAAUUCACACAGCAUAGAAGCC